Molecule: messenger RNA, 475 nt
Organism: Malaya genurostris
Lineage: Eukaryota; Metazoa; Arthropoda; Insecta; Diptera; Culicidae
Product: polycomb protein Scm-like
Exons: 2
Coding region: 103-387 (94 amino acids)
Biological process (GO): regulation of DNA-templated transcription
Cellular component (GO): nucleus
Source: RefSeq, a predicted model, not a curated record
CAUACCCUAAAAUGAAUAGAGUCAUCACAUAAGGUUUACGUGAAUUGACCAAACGUCAAACAAUCUACGUGAAUUUCCAGUGUGAAAAACUCGAUUUUAAAAAUGGCGAGCAGUGGCCCUCGAAGUUAUGAAAGUUUCCAUGUGUUCAACUGGACCGAGUGCCUGCGUGAGUCCGGAAGUUUACCCGCUCCUGCCGAAUGCUUCAAACAGGCCGUCGGUAUGAAGCUAGAGACACUGGAACCAUGUUAUGCGACUUCAAACUGCAUCGGUAGUGUUGUGGGAGUUCUUGGAUCUCGACUUCGGCUUCGGUUGGAUGGCAGUGACAACAAAAACAUUUCGGGAGGCUUGUCGAUUUGGGAUACCACGACGUUAUUAGUUGCUUUUUAAGCCAUUGGAAUUAUAUGACAAUUUUCUGAAAUAAAUGUUUUAUAUUUCAUGGCAUUUUUCAUUUCAUAGAUUUAUAUCAAAAUCUGGA